AAAUUUGGGUUGGUGAGAAAUUGAGUCGGUGGAACAUUUUUUUUUUUGUUAUUUUAAUUAAUUUUCUCGUUUACAGAAAAAUCGAAUUUCUCUACAAUCCUUACGCACAUUCUCUCAUCAUCAGCUAUCUGUCACCACAGGAUUACAAAAGAAAUGGUUUCUUCGCUUAACGUCAUCGACGUGUCACAAGUUACCCCUUCUGACUCCUCCGAGUCACUCACUCUCCCGCUCACUUUCUUUGACUUAAUCUGGUACAAAUUCCACCCCGUCGAACGAGUCAUCUUCUACCGACUCACGGACGCAACUCGCACUUUCUUCGACUCAGUCAUCGUCCCCAAUCUCAAGUCCUCACUUUCCUCAUCCCUCUCUCACUACCUCCCACUCGCUGGAAAACUCGUCUGGGACUCACUCGACAAAACACCUAACCUUGUCUACUCCUCAAACGACGCCGUUUCGUUCACCAUAGCCGAGUCAAAAGCCGAUUUCUCACUCUUAACCGGAAACAAACCGUUCCCCACAACCGAGUUGUACCCAUUGGUCCCCAAGUUACAAACCUCCGACGAAUCAGCCUCUGCUGUGUCGUUUCAAGUCACGCUUUUCCCCGACCAAGGAUUUUGCGUCGGCGUAGCUGCACACCACGGCGUUUUAGAUGGAAAAACGGCAACAAUGUUUCUCAAAUCAUGGGCCCACACAUGCAAACUCCAACAGGACCAAACGGUAAACCCUUCCUCACCGCAGGAUCUAAUCCCGAUAUACGAUCGCACGGUCAUUAAAGAUCCGAACGAUAUCGAAACGGAGGUUAUGAGUCACUGGAAGUCUAGACUCGGCAACGUGAAGAGCUUAAAGAUUCUUCCGUCGCAGGAGAUUAGUCCCGACAUCGUCCGAUUCACUCUCGAUCUCACUCGUGAAGAUAUCCAGACGCUUCGAGAGCGACUCAAGAGAGAAUCGUCACCUAAAGAGCUUCGAUUGUCGACGUUUGUGGUUACGUUCUCGUACGCGCUGACGUGUUUGAUAAGAGCUCGGGGCGGAGAUCCGAAGAGACCAGUCGGGUACGUGUUCUCGGUGGACUGUCGAAGCCUUCUCGAUCCGCCGAUCCCGUCGAAUUAUUUCGGGAACUGCCUUACGCCGUCGUUUAAUAUGAAGUUAACGGCGGAGACGUUUAUGGGUGAGGAAGGGUUCUUAAAUGCGGCGAGAAUGGUUAGCGAUUCGGUUGAGGAGUUGGAUGAAACGGUGGCGUUUAAGAUUCCGGAGAUUUAUGCAGCGUAUUCUAGUCUUAAACCAGGAGCGCAGCUUGUUUCUGCUUCCGGGUCGACCCGAUUUGGAGUUUACGGGUUAGAUUUCGGGUGGGGUAAACCGGUGAGGGUUGCGAUUGUGUCUAUCGAUCAAGGGGAAGGGGUGUCUAUGGCGGAAGGUAGAGAUGGGACUGGUGGUGCGGAAAUUGGCUUCUCUCUCAAGAAACACGAAAUGGAGAAAUUGAUUGAUUUGCUUCAUGAGGGAUUAAAAAGCUAAAUCAAUUUUCCUUUUAAUUUUUGUUUACAAUUAUUUUCCUUUUCAGAAAGGAAUUGAAUAAUAAUUCUCUAACAGCUAAACUGAAACUGAGUUCGUGUUUCAGUAAUAACAGUUGUGAUCAAUUCUAAGGGUUUCAGCUUAUUGGAGGAAA
Messenger RNA from Raphanus sativus (radish), 1660 nucleotides. Its product is annotated as phenolic glucoside malonyltransferase 1-like. The record is from RefSeq and is a predicted model, not a curated record. The coding region runs from base 154 to 1509 and encodes 451 amino acids. Lineage: Eukaryota; Viridiplantae; Streptophyta; Magnoliopsida; Brassicales; Brassicaceae. The transcript has a single exon.